AUGGCCCCUCGUAUCCACAUCAAGCAACAACAAACACGCACUCCGUCAUGCCAGCUACAGAUUAUCAUUGUUGGAGCUGGCCUGGCAGGACUGGGUGCGGCGAUUAGCUGCGCCUUGGCCGGACAUUCAGUUCACGUUCUAGAGGGUGCAACCGAGAUCAAAGAAGUCGGCGCUGGUAUUCAGGUGCUUCCCAACAGCUCACGCGUUCUUCAGCACUGGGGCUUGGAGAAGGCCUUGACCCCUUAUAUGACUUAUCCAAGGGUGUGUAACUUCAUCGGAUGGAAGGGAAAUAAGAUUUCCCAUUUAGACUUUCACGAGUCCGAAAGCAAAUAUCCUGGGACGUGGUAUAGGGACUUCCAUCGUGCCGAUCUUCAGCGUUGUCUUGUGGAAAGAGCCGCAGAGCUCGGUGUGCAAAUAACGUGCAAUGCUCGCAUACAGACCGUUUGUGUGAGUGAAGAUGGUACAACAGCAGCCGCGGUUGCCUCAGAUGGCAGACAAUGGGAUGGUGAUCUAGUGAUAGGUGCUGACGGUGUUUUUGGAAAAUUAACGGAGGAAUUACUGGGACGCAGCGAUCCGCCAGUAAAGACAGGAGACUUGGCAUAUCGCCUUCUAUUAUCAACCGAAGAGAUGAAAAAAGACCCAGAGCUGGCAGACUUCAUCAAUAAUCCGCAGGUUAACUACUGGCUUGGACCUGAUGCACAUGCUGUAAACUAUGUACUUCGUGGCGGGGACUUAUUCAACAUGGUGCUACUUGUACCAGACGAUAUUCCAGAAGCCCAAGCAUCAACGAUAGAAGGUAGUGUAGAGGAGAUGUGUGCCUUGUUUGAAGGCUGGGAUCCACGGCAAGCUGCCUCAGAUUCUUUGUCAGUACAGAAAUGGAGGUUAUGCAUUCGGUUCGGAGAAUUCGACUGGGCUCAUGAAACUGGCUCCUGGGUUAUGAUCGGUGAUGCUGUGCAUGCCACCUUGCCAUAUCUAGCUUCUGGUGCCGGCAUGGCAUUUGAGGAUGGCGCUGUCCUCGGCGAAUGCCUUUCUCGUCUUCCAAAUCAUCCCAGUGUCUCCAAGUCAUCACCCGAGUUCGUGAACGCUAAAAAGCAUGCCCUUUCCGUCUUCCAGCAGUGCCGCAAGGCGCGUACGAAAAUGGUUGUCGAGCGGGGCAAUAUUCAACAAUAUCUGUACCACCUCCAUGAUGGCCCGGAACAAGAGGAGAGAGAUCACAAAAUGCAGAUGGUGCCAACCCCUGAAGGAGAAGCUCUAGCCUGGAGAGACCCCGGAUUAGCACCAAGACUACUGGGAUACGACCAUAUUGGAGAUGUGGAUCGCCGUUGGAGUAUGGGGCAGACGGAUGAAACUAUACCAGCCGAGUCUCGACUCUAG
This is a messenger RNA of Talaromyces marneffei, 1374 nucleotides long. RefSeq lists its product as uncharacterized. Gene Ontology annotation, biological process: secondary metabolite biosynthetic process. Bases 1 to 1374 code for a protein of 457 amino acids. Gene Ontology annotation, molecular function: monooxygenase activity; FAD binding. The transcript has 5 exons. The record is from RefSeq and is a predicted model, not a curated record. NCBI's taxonomy places the organism in Eukaryota, Fungi, Ascomycota, Eurotiomycetes, Eurotiales, Trichocomaceae.